AUGAUACUCCGCCGCACUCUGCGCUGUGGUUACCUCACUGAGAUCCGUAGCAGCAGCAGCAGCAGCAGAGCAGCAGAGCAGCAGCAGCAGCAGCAGAGCAGCAGAGCAGCAGCAGCAGCAGAGCAGCAGAGCAGCAGAGCAGCAGAGCAGCAGCAGCAGCAGCAGAGCAGCAGAGCAGCAGAGCAGCAGAGCAGCAGAGCAGCAGAGCAGCAGCAGCAGCAGCAGCAGCAGCAGCAGCAGCAGCAGCAGCAGCAGAGCAGCAGAGCAGCAGAGCAGCAGAGCAGCAGAGCAGCAGAGCAGCAGAGCAGCAGAGCAGCAGAGCAGCAGAGCAGCAGAGCAGCAGCAGCAGCAGCAGCAACCUGCGUGUGGCAAACCGCUGCAGGGGCGAUUACAUCAAGUUCUGCACCCUUCCGCCUUCUUUCCUUCUUUUGCAUCCUCCUCUCCCUGUCGACUCUCCCUCUCCUUGCUCUCCCUAUCCGUCCUCCCUCUCCGUGCUCUCCCUCUCCGCCCUCCCUCUCCUCGCCCUCCCGAUCCCUCCACGCGCGGGGCCGUGCAGGGGCGGUGGUGGAUGCGCUGAAAGGGGAGUGGCUAGACUUCGACGGGCGCUCCACAUGGCUCGUCACGAACACGUGCGAGGAGAUGCAGGGCAUCACGUGCAGCGUCGAUGGCUUCAUCACUGACAUGUAUGCCGCGUUCCGUGCCAGCUGCCCACAUGAAUGCGCUGUCUGGCAGCAUUCCAUCCACGUUGGGGGACAUGGCUUCGCUACAGUACCUGUAUGCUGCUCCGCUGCCCAUCCCGCCGUCUCCCCUCCUGCCGUCGCCGUUCCUGCUAUCGCCGUUCCUGCUAUCGCCAUUCGUCCCACCGCCAUUCCUGCUCUUGCCGUUUCUGUCACCUCUGCUGUUGAUGUUAUCACUCACUCCCAUCUUCCACUUCUUCUUCCUUCCAUCAUCUACCUACCCUCCACUCUCCCGCUCCUCCCGGAAAUCCUCUCCCCUCCUCCCUGUGUGCUUGAAGGCUCUUUUCUUGCCACCCUCACUGGUCUCACUCAACUGGUCAACCUGGAUUUAAGUUGGAACCUGUUGGAGGGGCAGAUACCUACAGAGAUAGGAUCUUUCCCCGUGCUGCAAGACCUGCGCCUCAACGGCAACCGCUUCUCAGGGCCUGUGCCCUACACCAUUGGCUCCAUCCGCACCCUGCGCACCCUCCAACUGAGUGACAACGAGCUGUCAGGCCCACUGCCGCCCACUCUCGGCUCGCUCACGGCCCUCGAUCAAAUGUUGAUAUCCAACAACCAGCUGUCCGGUGACCUGCCUGCUUCCAUCGGCAGUAUCCCCUUCAUCAUCACCAUUGACCUGAGUUCCAACCUCUUCUCCUCCUCUCUGCCUUCCCAGUGGUCCUCCCUCUCUGUCCUGCGCAAACUCCACAUCCAUCACACGCUCCUCUCUGGCGCCCUCCCUGCUGCCAUCGGCUCCAUGACCAACCUCCGAGACUUGCGCAUGUGCUGCAAUAUGCUCACAGGCUUUCUGCCUACACAGAUAGGCCUCCUCACCAAGCUAACGCACCUCGAUCUCAGCUCCAACCGCUUUUUUGGCCCGCUGCCGGCCACUCUCUCUGCCAUCCAGCAAGCCACAGCCAUUCUCCUCCGAGACAACCAGCUGAACGGCACAGUGCUCCCCAAGCCAUCAGCAGCCGUGCAACAAUACCAGCUCGACUCCAACUUCUUCUCCUCCUGGUUCCCCUCCGCCCCCUCCUCCUGCGCCGGCACCACCCUCUGGGCCAACUGUCUCCCCGUGCCCACCGUCUUCUCUUCCGUCCCUCUGGGGUACCUCUGCCCAGUGGACUCCUUUCCACCGGGGGCGUACCGCCAGCGGAGCGCUGCUGCGUGUGCUGCGUUCUGCGGGCUGUGGUUGGGGCCGGAGUCGGCGGUUGUGGAGAGAGUGGUGUGUGGGGGCCACGGGAGCUGCUUCUUUGACGGGCCCAACCGGGUUCCCACGUGUGUGUGUGACGUGGGGUAUCAGAAUGGCGAGGACCCGGGCACGUGUGUGGACUCCGGAGUGGACCCCAACGCGGUGAGUCUCAACUCCAAGGAGCACCACAAAUCAAUGAUGACAUACGGCAAAGCAUUCAUGGAGAGCGAUGACGGCACAAUCACGCUCACGCCCUCGCUGCCGUCCGUGUGGGGCGCAGCCCUCCUCUCCACGCCCAUCCGCCUCUUCUCCUUUGACGUCAAGGCUGCCGAGGCCGGCCGCCAGCUCGGAUUCACCGCCGCAUUCUCCUUCCGCCUUUUAGCGGAAGGCGGGAACGGGACCAGCGGCUUCGCCUUUGUGAUCUCCGCGAAUGGCGUGCCGACAAGUGGCGCCCCCGGGGCGAAUGGGGUUACGGAUCUGGGAUACGCAGGGAUGGACGCGAGGAGCGUGGCAGUGGAGUUUGACACGCGGAUGGACGCAGCAUCGAAUGACCCUAGCAACAACCACAUCGGGGUGGACAUUGCCGGGUCUACCUCCUCGCUCGCCACCACCACGCUCCCACCCUCGCUCACUCUGAACGACGGGGAGGCGAAGCAGGCGUGGGUGACGUACUCGCCGCUCAAGGGCGGGGUGCUGGAGGUGUUUCUGACGACCGCUGCUGCCGCUGCCAAGUAUGGCAAGCCGGCGGCGCCGGUGCUGAGUGUGAAGAUUGCGCUGUGGAAGGUGCUGAAGCCGGGGGUGGCCCCGGCGGUCAGUGACUCGUACUUCUUUGGGUUUGUGGGCGCGUCGGAGCAGCCGCCGCAGGAGCAGACGAUCCUGUCGUGGAGCGUUGUGACCGGUUUCCCGAGUCACCAGAUCACGACAGGCUUCCCGCUAGGCCUCGUGCUAGAGAGCAAGCACCUGGCGACAGCGCCAGUGAACCCUUUCUUCCGCUACGCCAGCGUGGGCUACCAGGCCACAGCGCCCUUGGGUGCUUCCACUCACUCCCCGCUGGGAGGGGCAGCGACGGUGCAGGAGGAGUCGUGGGUGGUGAGUGCCAGCCAGUCGUGGCUGCAGCCGUCUCUGCACUGGGAGCUCCGCGACCAGGGCACCUGCGGCGACUGCUGGGCGUACGGGGUGGUGCAGAGCAUCGAGGCAGCGUACGCCAUCCUGCACAACCGCUCUGCACCGCUGCUCUCCGUGGAGCAGCUACGGAGCGAUGUGGGCGCGGACUGCAGCGGGGGCUCGCCCUUUGUGGCCUUCCAGUACCUCACGUUCCUUGGCAAGGCUGGCAAGGGGCUGUUAGAGGAGAGCCAGUUUGUCGCUCCGAGUGGUCAUGCCGGGGGGAAGGGAGCGGCGGGAGGGGGGGGUGGAGGCCGCCGGGUGCCGUUUCUUGAGAGGCUGAAGCGGGCGCUCAUGCGGUGGCGGUCAAAGGGAAAGAAGAAGGGCAAGCAGAGGAAGGCGACCAAAGGACUGAGAAUCAGCGGCUUUGAGCGCACAUCCUUCUACGGCUGGUUUGGGCUGCUGCUGGCCGUGCAGCGGCAGCCAGUGGUGGUGCAUUUAGAGGCAUCUGCUGACACAUUUGUGAACUACGAUGGG
Messenger RNA from Closterium sp. Naga37s-1, 3546 nucleotides. The record is from the annotation of a GenBank genome assembly. Lineage: Eukaryota; Viridiplantae; Streptophyta; Zygnematophyceae; Desmidiales; Closteriaceae.